Melampsora larici-populina 98AG31 is the source of this 1213-nucleotide messenger RNA. RefSeq lists its product as uncharacterized. The record is from RefSeq and is a predicted model, not a curated record. The annotation marks the transcript as partial. Lineage: Eukaryota; Fungi; Basidiomycota; Pucciniomycetes; Pucciniales; Melampsoraceae. The transcript has a single exon.
GAUGAUUCGACUUAAACAUGAAAGACUUCAAAAUGAAUGGGAUAAACGAGAAGCUAUUCAAAAGGCUAUUAACAAAUCUCAUCUUCGACCUUUACCACCUUCUCCAUUACGACAACCGAUCACUGAAAGUAAAGAAGAACGUACAGCAGCUACAAACAAGACUCGUAGAGGAACCCGAAUCAUGGGACCUAAAAGUCACGGUCAUGAUCAUGGAUCGAUUGAAUCCUCAACUCAUGAUGAUCUUCUUGGUCAGAACGAAUGGGCCAAGAGCUCGAACGGUCGAUCUACAGCUUUGAACACAGUGGUCACUAAACCACGUCCAUCGAGUGAUCUUGCCUUACAACAUAAUCAUCCAAACCAAUCUAAUUCAAAAGGUUUCUCAGCCUUACGAACUCAUCUUUCAAAACUAAUUUCCAAUCCAUCCCAACCUCAUCAAACCUUAACUCAUUCAGGCGUCAUAAAAAACUUGAUAUUUUCUAUUAAAUCAUUUACUUCAAAACCUUUGACUAAAUAUACUUUGAUCAGUUUAAGUUUUUUAAUGAUUUUGAAAUCCUUUAAAGAUUUUAGAAAUCGGAACCAAUUGAUCAAUCGAUUUGGGUUUCCUUCGGUUUGGUCUUUGGUUCAAUUCAUUCAAUGGGUUUUGAAAAAGAUGAUGGAAAGUUUUCAAAUGGGUACUAGGUUUACUUAUCUUUAAAUCCAACACAAAUCCAAACAUCGCCAAACACCGAAAAAAGGGUGGAAUUGAUGUUUUUUUUCAAAAACUCUCGUUUUUGUUGUUUAAUUGAUCGAUUUACCCUUGAUGGUUUCUUUUCUUUCUUUUUGUGAUUUCUCUUUUUCGUGGCAUUUGCAUUGUAUUUUCAUAUCUGCUAAACUUAAAAGUUUUUCAUCUCAAUUGUGAACUAUAGUAAAUAAAUCUUAGGUGUAGAGGUGUGAGUGUUGUAUAUGCUUGUGUGUGUUUGGCUUCCUAUCAUCUUAUAUCUCAUCAAAGAUCCAUUCAUUUGAUUGAUGAAUUUGUAUAAACCUUUUUAUUUUUUUGUUUGUUUUAAACACGUUUAAAGUAUUUGAAAGAUUUAUAGAAUUCUUUCUUUCUUCCUUUGUCUCUCUCUAUUAUAUAUGCAUAUUCCUUUUUUUUUGCAAGAUUGGGGUAUUGAAACAUUCUUUUUGGGGGUUUUGGGGUUGUUGUUUUUGUUUGAAAUGAUUAGUUUGAGUUUGC